UCCAACAUGGCAGAGAGGAGAACAGCGCUGGCGGCACCGGCGGCAGAACCAGACUUCCUGCUCUUCAAUGAUCUGGCCUGUGAGACGGUCGGAGGGAGGGUGAUUUUUGCGACAGAUGAGUGGUUCGCUCCUGCUGCUAACCUGCUCAAGAGAGCGCCACCACAGUUCAUCGCUGACGAAUUCACUGAGUUUGGAAAGUGGAUGGACGGAUGGGAGACGAGAAGGAAGAGAACACCUGGUCACGACUGGUGCAUCAUUCAACUUGGAGUCGCAGGACGGAUCCAUGGCGUGGAUGUGGACACGUCCUUCUUCACUGGGAAUCACCCCCCUUUUGUCUCUGUCCAGGCCGGACACCUGGAGGAACCGCCCACCUUCAACCUGGAGGGAGACCGAACCGGCGCGGCUGCCUCCCAUGCAGAGCUAGUUGCUGUCGCCAAGCUGCACUCGGAGGCUUGGCCAGAGCUGGUGGGCGUGUCAGAGCUGAAACCUGGAUACUUAGACUGUUGCCACAACUACUUUAAAGUCAACUUCAAGCAACGAGUAACACACCUGCGCCUCAACAUGUACCCAGAUGGCGGGAUUUCCAGAAUGAGGGUGUACGGUGUUGGACAGACAGACUGGACGUCCGUCUCACUUCACCAGGAUGUCGAUCUGGUGGCUUUGACCAAUGGAGGAGUGUGUCUCGGCUAUAGCAACGCCCACUUUGGUCAUCCACGCAACAUGAUUGGCCUGGGCCGAGCUGCUAACAUGGCUGACGGGUGGGAAACAGCUCGUCGAUUGGACAGACCCAAAAAACUCAAGGUGGACGGACAGGGGGUCCUGCAGGUUCCUGGCUGUGAGUGGGCAGUUUUUGGUCUAGGUCAUUGUGGAGUGAUCAGCAGCAUAGAGGUCGACACCAACCACUUCAGAGGUAACUUCCCAGAUUCCUGCAGAGUGGAGGCAUGUGCACUGACCCCUGAGGAUGAGGGGCGGAGCGUCAGGACCAAGUGGAAUUCUGGGAAGUGGGAGGUUCUUCUUCCUUCUCAGAAACUCCGCCCUCAUCACAGACACGUGUACGACACGGCGGCACUGACGCUGACCCACCCCAUCACUCACGUUCGUUUGGUCAUCGCUCCGGACGGAGGCGUGAGCCGGCUGAGACUGUGGGGACGAGCUGUCAAUCACGAGACACUAGCAUCCACGCGUUAGAAAAGUUAGCAGGAAGUCACAUGACCUGUCUAUCAAACAGGGGCGUGGCAAAAAUGAUCCAAGAUCUGAUGACGAGAAAUAAAGCUGGACAAUCAAA
Solea senegalensis (Senegalese sole) is the source of this 1285-nucleotide messenger RNA. RefSeq names its product allantoicase-like. Bases 7 to 1188 code for a protein of 393 amino acids. The transcript is spliced from 11 exons. The record is from RefSeq and is a predicted model, not a curated record. Lineage: Eukaryota; Metazoa; Chordata; Actinopteri; Pleuronectiformes; Soleidae. Gene Ontology annotation, biological process: allantoin catabolic process. Gene Ontology annotation, molecular function: allantoicase activity.